AUGUCCCUAGACUCGCCUCAAAUUCCGUGCGCGCCUCGAAAGGUCUCCCUUUUCCUAUCUUCCCGGAUCGCUCUCACCUCACCUUGCCCCUAUUUCUCCCCAGCUAGCCCUCCCUCUUUUCCCCCCUCGAUUUCCAAGGAGCGUAGCCUCAUUUUCCCCUCUGCUUGCCCUCCUUUCCCCCCUUCUCCCCCUCAUUUUCCCCCUUGGUUCCUCUCAAUUCCCCCCCUGCUCCCUUUCAAGUCCCCCCUUGCUCCCUCUCAUUUCCCCUCUUCUCCCUCUCAUUUCCCCCCUUCUCCUGCUCAUUCCCCCCCUUCUUCCUCACGUUUCCCCCCGUUCUCUCUCUCCUUUCCCCCACUUCCCCCUCUCAUUUUCCCCCUUUCUUUCUCACAUUUCCCCCCCUGCUCCCUCUCAUUCCCCCCCCCCCCAGCUCCCGCUCAUUUCCCCCCUUCUUCCUCUCAGUUCCCUUCAACCUUCCUCUCAAGUCCCCCCUUGCUCCCUCUCAUAUCCCCCCCUUCUCCCUCUCAUUUCCCCUCUUCUCCCUCUCAUUUCCCCCCUUCUCCUGCUCAUUUCCCCCCCUUCUUCCUCACAUUUACCCCUCUUCUCCCUCUCCUUUCCCCCACUUCUCCCCCUCAUUUUCCCCUUUCCUCCUCUCAUUUCCCCCCCGCUCCCUCUCAUUUCCCCCCUGGUCCCUCUCAUUUUCCCCCCUGCUCACCCUCACUUCCCCCCUUUCUCCCUCUUCAUUUCCCCGUCUCCUUCCCCUCAUUUCCCCCUCUCUGUCUACUCAUUUCUCCCCUCUCCUUUCCCACGUUUCCCUUCUCCGUCCCCUCCUUUCCCCCUCUCCUUCCCCUCCUUCCCCCUCUCCUUCCCCUCAUUCCCCCCUCUUUCCUCUCAUUUCGCCCUCUCCUUACCCUCAUUUCCCCCUUUCCUUCCUUCCCCUCAUUUCGCCCUCCUUCCCCUCAUUUCGCCCUGCUUACGAAUGCGCUCGUCAGCUCGACAGUUGUCAAACAAUCAGCUUUGCACCUCCCACCACCCACUGAGUUCAAGCCUCUCCCGUGUUACCCUGUCACCACUGCUGCAUAUCUUCCCUACAUGCCUCUCUCCCUCUCCUCUCUCCGUGCAUUGUUCUACCCUGCCAUGCCCUUCCCUUGCCUUCUUUACCCUGCCGGCAGGUGA
Messenger RNA from Closterium sp. Yama58-4, 1173 nucleotides. Lineage: Eukaryota; Viridiplantae; Streptophyta; Zygnematophyceae; Desmidiales; Closteriaceae. The record is from the annotation of a GenBank genome assembly.